Molecule: messenger RNA, 2350 nt
Organism: Ficedula albicollis (Collared flycatcher)
Lineage: Eukaryota; Metazoa; Chordata; Aves; Passeriformes; Muscicapidae
Gene: GABRD
Product: gamma-aminobutyric acid type A receptor delta subunit
Exons: 9
Coding region: 419-1774 (451 amino acids)
Biological process (GO): chemical synaptic transmission; regulation of membrane potential; nervous system process
Cellular component (GO): membrane; synapse; neuron projection
Molecular function (GO): extracellular ligand-gated monoatomic ion channel activity; neurotransmitter receptor activity; GABA-A receptor activity
Source: RefSeq, a predicted model, not a curated record
CUCCCACCCCGCUCCGUGGGAUUAAUCUAUCCUUUUGGAGAUUAUUUUCGGCAAGCAGCCUCGCAGGCGGGCAGAGCGGCCGGAGGAAGAGCCCGCGGCAGGGGAGGGAUGCGGGAGCAGGGCAGCGGAGCCGGGCGGGACUGAGCCACCCGCAGAGGAGAGGAGGAGAGGGAAGGAGAAGAGAGGAGAGCAGAGGAGAGCUGCCCUGCUCCCUGCUCCCGUGCCGGGCUGCCUGCAUGGCUCCCGGGCAUUGUGGAGAUUGUGGGGGCUGCUGCUGCUGAGCAACCAUCCAUCGCUUUAAACUCAGCCUCAACUUAGCGCAGCAGGCAAGAAUGGCAAAGCCACUGGAGCUUUGGAGCUGCCAGGAGAGCCAGGGAACCUGGGUUUUGGUCGCUGCUGUCUAAUAAAUGGGAGUAAAAUGGAAUUUCUUACCUGGGUUUUUCCUGCCUUGAUUCUACUGUGCACCCAACAGCACAGGUGUAUCAGAGCUAUGAGUGACAUCGGAGAUUACAUAGGUUCCAACAUUGAAAUCUCCUGGUUGCCCAACCUGGAUGAUUUGAUGAAAGGGUACGCACGAAAUUUCAGGCCUGGAAUUGGAGGUCCUCCUGUUAAUGUUGCUCUGGCAAUUGAAGUAGCCAGCAUUGAUCACAUCUCAGAAGUGAACAUGGAAUACACCAUGACAGUGUUUUUGCACCAGAGCUGGCGAGACGAUCGUCUGUCUUACAACCACACCAAUGAAACUCUGGGCUUGGACAGCAGGUUUGUGGACAAACUCUGGUUGCCAGACACUUUCAUAGUCAAUGCCAAGUCUGCCUGGUUCCAUGAUGUGACUGUGGAAAACAAACUCAUCAGGCUCCAGCCAGAUGGAGUAAUUUUAUACAGCAUCAGGAUUACCUCAACAGUGGCCUGUGACAUGGACCUUUCCAAGUACCCGAUGGAUGAGCAGGAAUGCAUGCUGGAUUUGGAGAGCUAUGGCUACUCUUCAGAAGACAUUGUCUACCACUGGUCAGAAAACCAGGAGGAGAUCCAUGGGCUGGAUAAGCUGCAGCUUGCUCAAUUCACAAUUACCAAUUACCAGUUCACAACAGAAAUUAUGAACUUCAAAUCUGCAGGUCAGUUUCCCAGGCUCAGUCUCCACUUUCACCUUCGGCGAAAUCGAGGCGUUUACAUCAUCCAGUCUUAUGUCCCUUCCAUCCUCCUGGUGGCCAUGUCGUGGGUGUCCUUCUGGAUCAGCCAGUCAGCUGUGCCUGCCAGGGUGUCACUAGGUAUUACCACUGUUCUUACAAUGACCACACUGAUGGUCAGUGCCCGAUCCUCCCUCCCACGAGCCUCUGCCAUCAAGGCCCUGGACGUUUACUUCUGGAUCUGCUAUGUGUUUGUCUUUGCUGCACUGGUGGAAUACGCCUUUGCACAUUUCAAUGCUGACUACAUGAAAAAGCAGAAGAACAAGAUAAAGGCGAGAAGGCAGAGUGCAGAGAUCAACGUGAAGAAUGCCAUUGUUCUGUUUUCCCUCUCCAUAGCUGGUGUGAACCAGGAACUGGCCAUUUCCAACAGGCACCGGAUUCCCAGAAGCCUACCUGGAUCAUAUGGCACAAUAGAAAUAGAAACUGGAGAGACAAAACAGCGGCAGGGAAUAAAACUGGACAAAAAGACUGGCCUGAAGUCCCUCUUUAAGCCCAUUGAUGCUGACACCAUUGACAUUUACGCCAGAGCUGUGUUCCCAGCAGCCUUUGCAGCAGUCAAUGUGAUAUAUUGGGUUGCAUACACAAUGUAAAGACAAUAAAAAAAAGGAAAAUUCUUCCCAAGACCUACAAGCUGAACAAUACCCACAGGCUAAAAAUCCCUCACUGAAACUGAAUUGAGGCACAUCUUCUCAAAAUAUUUUCCAACGAGCUCAAGAUGCUUCCAAAGUCAAGAAGGUUCUGCUAUGAAUUCCUACUUAAAGCAGCAAUUUAUUGCUGGCCUGAUUUGAUACAGUAAGACUGCCCUCUGCCAAACAACUCCAGCUCUUUCUUUCCUGUAAUACCAUGAGACAACUUUUCAUAUGUACAUAUUUGUAGCAAAAGUUUAAAUCUUAAAUGACCAUGGUUUUCCUCUACUUCAAGGGUUGAUCAGUAAUGAAGAUUUGGCUUUUCACACUCAGAUAAUUUCCUUUUUAUUUGUAAUGAAAGAGCUCAUUCCUCACUUCUGCACGAGUGGUUUUCUGCAUCUGUAGGCUGGUCUAGGUUUAACAGUAGUGCUCAAGUUGGAGUUUUGAAUCAGAAAAAUCUAAUGAAAAAAAGUAAAAGGGAAUAGAGGGGAGUGGAGGUUUUUUCUUAAAACAUUAUUUGUCUUGGAUAAAGUAUUGAAA